CUCCCAAAGCAACCAAGUAAAAAAUUCCCAAAUAUUCAGCAGAGUUUCAAUUCUCAGAAAUUCAACAAUGGCAGCAGCUGCCUUCUCACUCUGUUCUUCUCUCACACCCAAAAUUUCUCACAAUCAAGCUCCCGCUGCGUUUUCUCGCUCCAGAACCAGUGUUUCUUUUCUCUCACACUCUCUCUCUUCUCUCACGCUCACCCCACGCAAACAAGCCGCAUUAUCGUUCACCCCAAAAUCGACCGAUGUAGAGGCUGCAGUUUCUGCCAGCGAAACGGUGAUUGAGAUUACCAGCUCGGAGAGUGAGGCCGCCGUCGAAACAGUGGAGCCGAAGCGCGAGGAGGUUUUUGCCGUCGUGAUGGUUGGAUCUAGGCAAUACAUUGUAUUCCCUGGUCGUUAUAUCUACACGCAGAGGCUUAAAGGCGCAAGUGUAAACGACAAGAUUACCCUAAACAAAGUGUUGCUAGUGGGAACAAAAACGAGCGCAUAUAUCGGAAAACCAAUUGUGGAAAAUGCCAUAGUCGAAGCCAUUGUUGAAGAGCAAACACUCGAUAAGAAGGUCAUUGUCUUCAAGUACAAGAAGAAGAAAAACUACCGAAGAAAUAUUGGACACAGACAGCCAAUUACAAGGAUAAAAAUAACGAGCAUUACAGGAUACCAAGACUCACCUGUUGUCACACUUCCGUAGAUUAUACCACGGUUAGGCAUACACUCCGGCAACUUGGGAAAUUGUUCACCUCGGCUUUUGUUACAUUGCUUUAAUUUUUUUUUUUUCUUUUUGAGAUGAUUAUGUUGUAAACUGUCAAUCUUGUCAUCAAUUUAAAUGUCGGUGUAAAAAAAUCCGUUUCUGAUUCUCGAAAUCCUAAUUGCUUCAAUAUUUUCCAUGGAGUUA
Erythranthe guttata (spotted monkey flower) is the source of this 892-nucleotide messenger RNA. RefSeq names its product Ribosomal protein L21 (gene RPL21C). The record is from RefSeq and is a predicted model, not a curated record. Gene Ontology annotation, cellular component: ribosome. Gene Ontology annotation, molecular function: structural constituent of ribosome; RNA binding. Gene Ontology annotation, biological process: translation. Lineage: Eukaryota; Viridiplantae; Streptophyta; Magnoliopsida; Lamiales; Phrymaceae.